ACACGUCGCCCCCUACACAAUCACUGGGGAGUAAAUGACUCGGUGACAGGCUCAGCCUCAGCGUUAUGUUCGGUGAUAGGUUUACAUAGUUCACUCAGCCUCAGCGUUAUCCCCGCCCACAGCAACAGAAAGUAAAAGUUUAUAGUUUAUAGUUUGUGCAGCGUUCGCGUCGCUCUUCCACUGGACCCGGAUCCAGUGUCCGCCGCGGGGUGAAGCGCCUUUCCAGUUGAGCUGUGAGAAACUGUCAAGCCCUACUACAAACUGGCCAAGAAUCCCAUGAGGCGGAGGUCUUUGUGAGUAGAAGACAGUAAAUAUACUAAAGGAUGCAUCUAGUUCCAAUGGAGACUGAGAACUGGAAAUCACUGCCUGUCAUCCCAGGUGUCUCACUGUUAACAGCGUUGCUCAUCACUGUAUGGACAGUCAUUGGUUGUGAUCUUGCACUGAUUUUCACAGGAAACCACUGGGGUCACGUCAGUAGCAGGAGGUGGCACGGAUUGGAAUCCAUCGAUAAAUCAAUAGUGCUCAGUAAGAGAAAUGGGGAUGAACAGAUGGUCCAAAUUCCAGCUGGAGUGGAAAAGCUCCAUGUGGUAGCCCCAACUCUGCAGGCUUUGCUCUUAAUCAUUUCGAUUGUUACCUAUAUUACAUACCAAGUAAACAGUGAAAAAUACCGCUUCUUAUUUUCAGCUACAAAAUAUGAAGAGUUCAUAAAGAUGAUUCUCCUUCUAUUCCUGAUUUCCCAAAUUCCGGUGACAACUGCUUGUGACCCAGGGGAGUAUGACAAUAAUGGUGUCUGUUGUUCAUUGUGUUCUCCAGGCACUAGAGUAUCCAAACACUGCACCUUGAUGGCGGACACAACAUGUGUUCCCUGUACAAAUGGAGAGUAUAUGGAGCAUCCAAAUGGACUAGAGAAAUGUUUUAAGUGUAAAAUAUGCGAUGCAGGCACUAGAGUAUCCAAACACUGCAACUUGAUGGCGGACACAACAUGUAAUCCCUGUACAAAUGGAGAGUAUAUGGAGCAUCCAAAUGGACUAGAGAAAUGUUUUAAGUGUAAAAUAUGCGAUGCAGAGCUGGGACUUCAAACAAAAGAAAACUGUACUGCCAUUCGCAAUACGAUAUGUGAGCCCAGGGAGGGGUAUUAUUGCACUGACGGCUGUCAGAUAGCCAGAAAGUACACAGCAUGCCCGCCUGGUGAAGGAGUUAAAGAGAAAGGAACACCUUUCAAAGAUACUGUGUGUGAGAAAUGUCCUGACGGAACAUUUUCAAGUGAAGCUUCAACAACUGAAGAGUGUAAGAACUGGACAGUAUGUGAAAUGCCCAAAUUUAAACAGCUUGAACCAGGGAGCGCUGAAACUGACCGUAAAUGUGAAGAAGGGUCCGUGUUCAACUGGAUAGUUUUUGUUGUGGUCGUUAUCUUGCUUGUAAUUCUUGGUAUCGGACUUGUUUUGUGGAAGAAAUGCAUACAUAAAACAGGUAACCAGAACAUUCAAAGCCCCAGGAAUCACAAUGGAGAUGUGAAGCUGAAUGAGCCUCUCAGAAACAUGGAAAAUGAAUAGUGUAAAGUGGGAGAAAUUACCAGAAAUAACCUGAAAUGGACUAUAAUUCCGAUCGAACCUCCAAGAGGGCUCAAAUCUUUCAUUCUCUGUGAAAAAUCCUGACUUCACUAAAUAGACACAAUCCAUUGUGCACCAAACUUGGAAUUAUAAAUAAUCAGCUUCACCAGUCACAAAUGUCUAAGCACUCACGUGAACCAAGAUCGUUUAUUGUAAGUGAGUGUCGGGAAGAAUUUCGAAGGACAUGUAAAAAGGAAGGAGAUGCUUUUGAUGUUUCCUGGUACAUGUGACAACUAAAGCUAAUAACUGUCAGGAUCCUGAAGAAAUACCGGUUUAAUACCACCCAAAAACCCCCAGGGAAGCUCAAAUCACAGUUUAUGCACAUCAAAGAUGAUCUGGGACUCAGGACAAUUGCCGUUUACAGGAUUCCUUGUGAAUGUGGAGCAAUGUAUAUUGGCCAGAUGGGACACAUGGUGGAAACCCACAUCAACGAGCAUAGAAGGUGUAUCCGUUUGGGUUAUCUGGAGAAAUUGACGGUAGCAGAUCAUUAUAUUCACUAUAAGAUUGAGUCAGACACAAAACUACUAUGGCAUGCCAAUGGCUUUUGGGAUGAUUUGGUGAGAGAAGCCAUUGAGAUAAAGCUAGAGGAAAAGAAUUUCAGCAAAGACAAAUGUCUCCCUCAAAGUAAGAACUGGAAUUUGAUUGUAAGCAGGGUGGGACAGCAGAAAACUGAUUGGAUAGGACUAACCAAUCAGGGAUGGAAUACAGUUUGUUACGAGCCUGCGGUCGUACUGUGAGUGUUACUUUAAGAGCAGCUGAGUGAGGUGGGACUAUGACGUCAGUCACAGGCUGCUGCGGAUGUGGAACCUGUGGAAUACUUCGUAUUUACCAUUUCUCUACAUUACAGCGUGGAUUACAAAUACAGUCGACCUUCCUUAUCCGUGGGGGAUUGGCUCCAGGAUCCCCUGCGGAUACCAAAAUUUGCAGAUGCUCAAGUCCCUCAUUUAACAUGUAUUAGUGCGGUGUUCUUUAGGACCCAGUGGAACCCCGGACUUUAUUUCACAUUUCUCCGUGCGGUGGACAUUAGGACCUGGCGGUGCAGCUCUGAAUCCGCAGUGUUUCUGUUCACGAAAAUAAUCAUUAUCACGAUUGAAAAUAAGAUGAAAGUAAUAAAGCGAUCGGAAAGAGGUGAUACGCCAUCAGUCAUUGGAAAAGCGUUGGGCUACAGUUGGUCAACAAUCGGAGCAAUUUUAAUGGAGCAUGUGAAAGGCCCUGCCCCGAUGAAAGCUGCAAUUAUUAAGCAACACAGUGGUUAAAUUAUUGAAAUACGUAUGUUUCUUAAGUGUUUUAUAUGCAUAGAAAGGUAAAAUUUGUACUAUAUACUAAGAAAAACGUUUGACUAACUGAUGCUAAAUAACACCAGAUGUACCUGUUCUGAUUUCAAAUCUGACUUAAAGACUGACUCAGCAUGCAACUCAUUCAUAGCCCAGGGACAGCCUGUACUUUUAAGUCAUUUCUAGAUUAUAAUACCUAAUACAAUGUAAAUACUAUGUAAAUAGUUGUUAUACUGUAUUUUUUUGGGAAUAAUGACAAGAAAAAAUAAUCUGUAUAUGCUCAAGCAAUGAGUGCUGGAGAGAGAAAUCGACUAUAUUUAUCAUUUCAAUUCAUAAUUCGUCAGAAUAACUUUUGCCAACAGUAAGGAAGGCAUCACUUGUUGGUCCACAAAUUAAACAGGUCACCAAUGACAGGCAAUUUGAAGAAUGUCUAGUGGGACUGGAGAAAGUCGCCUGGAAUGCUUUCAAGCAUGUUGAUGGUUACAACAUGUGGAAAGUGGUGGGAUUACAGACCAUUAUCCAUUGAAUGUAAAGGGUAGGGAUUUAUCAGCAAUGCUUCUGAUGGGCUGCCCUUAAGCAGAAGUCACCCACAGACUGAUCAGUGGACCUGAAACCUGGACUGAAUGUUUUAAUCUGUGGAAAUAGGGUUAGUUGUGUUAUUUCAUUGUACAUUGACCGUAUUUCUUCCUAUUGACUGCUGGAUAUUGUUCCCACUUUCACUCAGCUCAGUCUCUUCAGUGACUGCAUCCUAGUUCACAACAUCUCAUUCACCCUCUGUCAGUAGGUAUCCAUCUAGUAUCUACAGUGCUCUGCCAUUGUCUUAGGUACAUUUAGGGUGCCUAAGACUUCAGCACAGCACUGAAUUUGUUGACGUGGAGCAGAGGAUGUGUUUGUUAAUCUGGCAGGAGCAAAUAUGAUGGGAAUGGUGAUGGUGUUGUGCUGCAGGAGGGGUGUGGAACAGAAGGACUGCUGGGGUGGAGGAUGGUAUGGGUGCAGGUGUACCCAGCCCUGAGAAAUCACGCAAGGUCAUUUGUUUCUAAACAAUUGGUUUAUUGAUUAUUAAAGAGUAUCUUUAUGGUAUUUCCUGCUACCUCUCCUCUCCCUUCCCCUUUUCCCAACCAUGAUUCCCCUCUGCUUGCCUGUGCAAUAUAUAAAAUUGCCACAGUAUUAGGCAAAUAUUUUAGGCACUCUAGCUAUAUAUAUGCACCUUACACCUUUGCACAGUAUGUUCAGCAGUGAUAGAGUUUGUGAACCCUUAAGAAUUCUUUCUGUUUCUGAAUAAAUAUGAUCUAAAAUGUGAUCAGAUCUUCACUUAAGACCUAUACUAGAUAACGUGAACCACUUAAGUAAAUAACACAAAAUCAUUAG
This is a messenger RNA of Hypanus sabinus (Atlantic stingray), 4252 nucleotides long. Its product is annotated as tumor necrosis factor receptor superfamily member 5-like. Lineage: Eukaryota; Metazoa; Chordata; Chondrichthyes; Myliobatiformes; Dasyatidae. The coding region runs from base 324 to 1553 and encodes 409 amino acids. The record is from RefSeq and is a predicted model, not a curated record. The transcript has 15 exons. Gene Ontology annotation, molecular function: protein binding. Gene Ontology annotation, biological process: positive regulation of T cell migration; positive regulation of cytokine production involved in immune response; defense response to Gram-positive bacterium. Gene Ontology annotation, cellular component: external side of plasma membrane.